AUGGUGCUUCUUCAGGAAAUCUACUGCCCGGAGCAGAUCGUGAUACCGGAAAAUUUUCACAUCACUCUGAAGCAAUAUGCUAAAGCCGUAAUUCGAACACAGCCAUUUGAUUUAUUGCGUUGGUCCGCGGCGUACUUCCGAUGUAUGGCACUGAGCGUGCAACCUCCGGUGAAAUCUCGUUACGAACCUGCCGCACACUAUGGAGCACUCACCGGUGGCAUUGUUCGUGUUCUAAUCGAUCAGCUCGGGAAAGGCUACUACGUACAAAAGAAGAUCCUGUUGGAGAAGUGGGAAGGUUUAUGUCUUUCGGAAGAAGACUUAUUGAAUGUUUUGUCGUUGCUUCGGAUGCUGAAUUGGUCCCAGCUACACUGGCUGAAGAUUGUUGCCGUGUUCAUUGGUCUGUUGUCCAAAGACCUUGCGGGAACCGCAGAAAUGAUCUGCGAAAUGUUGACCGAAGACCCGGACGGAGGCACAGCGUCGAUACCGUUUUGGAUGUUUCGGGAGUGCUUUCUUACGGUGGCCAAUUUGGAUUGCGGCUCUGCGCAGAAGUUCGUGAAUGGCAGGAAAGUUUUGGACGAAGAUACGGGAGCCCUAGAGGAGGAACUGAUGCCGCCUGCUCUUCCGAAAGUUUUGUCAACUAUUUCAUUUAAAAAUGCCAUAAUUGACAAGUACCGUGCCUUGCUCGAGGAUGAACCCGAGCAGCACAAUUUAGCGCAAUCGAGCAACAUCAACAUAGACGACGUUGACGACCAACUUUCUGCUCCAUCGGUCGUUCCCUCGAGGCUGGAAUCUGAUUUUAAGUUUCUCGGCGACAGCACCGACGUGUACGAAGUGCUUCGCAGAGCACCGGACUUUGACAGUGUCAUCGUUUUGCUGAGACACCUGCGUAGACACGACGUCAAUGCCACAGUCAGUGCAACUAGCCUGUCUCAGGCGGCUCUUGAGCGGACACGUGAACGAUCUAAGCAGAUCGAGGAACUCAAACCCACUAUCAGUGAGGAGGAAUACUGCAAAUUAAAGGAACAGGAGCGACAGGAGCUGCUCAAGGAAAUGGGCCCGCCGUGGUUGCUGUUGUAUCUGUUCUCGCAGGAUUCCUCACGCAUGAAAUCGUUCAAUUACGUCGAACAGUGCUCCACCUCCAUUUCGGAGGAAUCGGUGUCGGCUUACUCGAUGGAGAACAUUUAUGAGGAUACGCUCGAGCUAGAGCCCAUGAUUCCACCGGCACGCCGAAAAUCCAGCUUUUCCUUGCCGGUAACGCUGCGUGCUAGAAUGAGCGUUAGUUCCCAUUCGGCGGCGUUUAUUACGAACGACAUCCUCACCAGAGUGGUCUGUUCGAUAGACCAGGCAAUCGUGGACGGCGAAUGUGAGCUUUCCGUGGGCUCGAUAGCCUCUUUCCUUGAGCGAAAUGCGAGCGCCAGUGAAGAGUUUCUUUCUCCUAGCGACCACGACAAGCUGCAGUCGUUUCUGAAGGAAGCGGAAAGCCGCGAACUGGAGGUGAAGGAUAUUAAUGAGCUGUACAACUUUUUCGUGAGCGAAAGCUUCCAGCGAGCGUUGCAUGAGGAUGAAAAUGCAGCCCAGUCGAAGGAAAUUUUCAACAUUUUCGGUGAAAGCGGCAUCGAGGUUGAUGCAAAUCUGCUCGAGGCUAAGAUAUCAGAUAAUAUGAUUCUCGGUUUGGUCGCCCCACCGCCCAUCGAAGAGCCGGAAUCCGACCACGUCGAAGAGCUGGUCGAAAGUCCUGCACCGAGCGCCAUGCUUCUAACUCCUUCGAUGGAUACUCUGCUGGCUGAUGUGCACGAAGGCGCUACUCAGACAGAUCCAAUUGAAAUUGCUUGCAUGAAGCGCAAAAUACCGCUCGUUCCGAAAGACGACCAGCACAUACCAUAUAAAUGCAAGAUUUCCGCAAUUCCAGGCAUUGGCAGCCCAUUAAACGAAACCCUGCGAGAUGCAUUUCUCGCAUAUCUAGCCCAGCAGUCAGUCGAGCAGCAGGGUUUGAUUUAUCCUCGAAAUUUCCGCGAAGCGUUAUGCCCAAAAUUCGAUUAA
Messenger RNA from Anopheles nili, 2040 nucleotides. RefSeq lists its product as uncharacterized. Bases 1 to 2040 code for a protein of 679 amino acids. The transcript has 7 exons. NCBI's taxonomy places the organism in Eukaryota, Metazoa, Arthropoda, Insecta, Diptera, Culicidae. The record is from RefSeq and is a predicted model, not a curated record.